ACAUCUCGUGCCGCGGCGCUUCGGAAGGACCCGGCUGCUCCCGGGCGGCGCAGUCGCCUCAGCCGCCGAGCCGGACGGCACCCGCUCGCUGCCCGGCCGCCGCGAUGCCUUAGGGCCGUGUGAGCUGCUCCAGAGGCGCAUUCUUGGUGACGGCCCAGGAGCCAGUCAGCUGGGCUCCCCUCCGGCAUCCUCCCACAGCCCACCCGACCAUGGAGGCCCCGGAGGUCCCAGUGGGCUCACUGAUUGACUUUGGGCCUGAGCCACCGGCCUCCCCUCCCCUGGAGACCCCGCCCCCCACGCUGCAGGAUGGGGACGGCUCCCUGGGCGACGGUGGGUCAGAGAGUGAGACCACCGAGUCGGCAGACAGCGAGAAUGACAUGGGCGAGUCACCCUCACACCCGUCCUGGGACCAGGACCGCCGCUCCUCCUCCAACGAGUCCUUCUCCUCCAGCCAGAGCACCGAGUCAGCCCAGGACGAGGAGACGCUGGCGCUCAGGGAGUUCAUGCGUGGCUACGUGGAGAAGAUCUUCUCCGGAGGGGAGGACUUGGACCAGGAGGAGAAAGCCAAGUUUGGCGAGUAUUGCAGCAGUGAAAAUGGAAAAGGCCGGGAGUGGUUUGCUCGCUACGUGAGCGCCCAGCGCUGCAACUCCAAGUGUGUCUCGGAACCGACCUUCUACCGCCUGGUGCAGUCAUUCGCGGUGGUGCUGUUUGAGUGCCAUCAGAUGGACGACUUUGGGCCCGCCAAGAACCUCAUGACCAUGUGCUUCACCUACUACCACAUCGGAAAACCACACCUGCUCCCCUCGGAAGCCAAGGAGAAGCCGGCGGGGAGCGUGGACUCCUACCUGAGGUCGGCAAAUAGCUGGUUGGCGGAGAAGAAGGACAUAGCCGAGCGGCUGCUGAAAAACACCUCGGCCAGGACGGAAAACGUGAAGGGCUUCUUCGGGGGGCUGGAGACCAAGCUGAAGGGCCCCCUGAUCAAGAAAAAUGAGGACGACGAGAACAAGCCCAGGGAGAAGCAGCAGAGGACAGUGACUGUGUGCAGCCCAGAGGACGAGAAGAAAGGGGAGAAGAUCUACCUGUAUACUCACCUGAAACAGCAGCCCAUCUGGCAUACACUGCGGUUCUGGAACGCGGCCUUUUUUGAUGCCGUCCACUGCGAGAGGAGGAAGCGAUCCCCCACUACCAGAGGGGAUGCUGGAGAGGAGGAGGAGAAGAGGGAGAAGUGGUGCCACAUGACCCAGGAGGAGCGAGACGACAGCCUCCGGUUCAACGAGAACAUCACCUUCGGGCAGCUGGGCACGUUCACGCACAACAUGCUGGCCUUUGGGCUGAACAAGAAGCUGUGCAACGACUUCCUGAAGAAGCAGGCCGUGAUCGGCAACCUGGAUGAAGAGCAAUACAAGCUGCUCAGUGAGCACAUCGAGCAAAUGGCCACUGAAUAGGCCACGGAGGCCACGCCCCCAGGAGGACUAGGCCGGCGACUGGCCGUCACCCACCUGAUGACCCUGCAUGACGCCAGCAGCACCCAGAGCCGCUCCUCGCUGCCCUAGAACUAGCGGUUAGAAGAACCCAGCUGCCCGUCCUCCCUCUGCCUGUGUCUGCUCCCCCGUUCCACGUGCCAGAGUGUCCCUUGGAUCUCACGGCUCACACUGAGGUGACCAGUUGUCUCCCCAAGCGCCAGGCUUACGACAUGUGACCCCGAGAGAGGAGGCCCAGGGCUGGAGAGGGUGGGGGCACAGGGAGUAGGCGGGAUGGCUGUGAGGCAGGCAGGGCUGUAGCUGACGGGCCAGGACAUGAGGACAGGCAUCAGUCAUCAGGAUGCCCGGGCCAUGCCCCCACCCCAGGUACAGACAAAACUGCGGUGUUGGCCUCGGCGGGUCCCUGCUCCUCUCCAGCCUCCCUCCGUGGGAUGGGAACUGGGAGUCUCAGGACCCCUAGGGGGAGAGACGCUUCCUGUUUCGGGGAGAGACAGGUCCCGUGCAGAGGGUGCUCUUUCCCGGCUGUAGCGAGACCCGGCCCCUGUCCAGGGACGUGUGAGUGCCCUGCAAACAGCACAGGAUUCGUGUGGCUUCCGUUGAGUCGCACUAGUGCCGAGGCGUCUGCUCGGCCGACGACUUCCCUCUGAAGCUUCCUCAGCGCGCCGGGAGCAGCUUGGCGCCGUCUGUCCCCCUUGAGAAGCACAGAAAAGAGAAACCUAGCAGCCACAAGACAGCCGCCCUUUCUAACAGCAAACAGUGCUGCUGUUCAUUUCAGACAAGGCACAGAGUCUGCUUGCUGUGACAGCCAGCUGGGGAGCGGCGGCUCUGUUGUGAUUGUCCAGGGCCAGCUAGCGGAGUGGGCUCUGGGCGCUGGGCCCUCCGCCCCUGUGGACUUCACUCCCGCAGCCCAAGCCUUCGUACCCCUUCCUCCACCCACGCCUGGUGCCUGGAACCUCGGCCUUCCUGCGGGGGUGUGUCCCAGCACAGAAGCCCAGCCGUGGGGAUGAGGCCUGACCCGCAGCCUCCAGUAUGCUGGCUCCCACGGCCCGCUGCUUCCUGCCCACCCUGGGCUUCCCGCCUCUGGUUGUGACUUGAGAUGGGUGCAUGGGGGUGUCCCCCACCCUCCCUCAUCCCCUCCUGCCUGCUCGUCCUGCCUUCCUAGCCUUCAGUUAAAUCAUUACCGUCGUAUCCCUAAGGACAGCAGAAACAUGCCUGAUAGUCACUUACCCAGCAACCGCUCGAAAGGUUUCUCUCCAGAAUGCCACCCAGGGAAUAGCAUGGAUGGGUUGAGCCACAGAAUGUGUAUUUGGGGCAUUAUCUGCAGUGUGGCGUCAUCUGAGUGCACUCAGGCAACACAUUGUCAGACCAAAGGAAUGGGGACCGGAGCCCAUGGCCUCUGGUGGCACAGCGUAUGUGUGUGUGAUUUUAGCCCGGCUGGCGGUGCCACCAGAUGGAGCACGACUGUGUUGCUAGCCGGCUUGCCCGAGCUGGACAGAUCGUGCCGGCCAAGGUGCCCUGCCCUGUUGUCAGGCCCCAGUGACCAUGUACAUCUCCACUGAAUCCAUUAGAGAAGUCACGUCGGGUCGAUGGGUGUGCGGACCCCUCUUUGCUCAGUGCCGACCUCAGACAAUGCACCCUCCCCAAACUCGCGGCCCUAGAAGCUUCCUGUCCUCCUCCCUGCGUCUGUGAAAUUCGCUGAACCUUCCGGGCGCCCCCCGUGGCCAUUGUCCUCAGCUUUCGUAGUCAUUUAUUAUUCGUGUCAGUGAAACGCAUUAGGACUUUGCUCUGAGGUGCCCACAAGACUUACCCCUGUAUAUAUAGGAUUUUUGUAUAGAUGUUUGGCUUGGUCUGAGUUCUCGGCAAGAACAUUCGAUUCUGAGCCUCUCUCUGGGGUGCUGGAGAGCCUGUACGCAGCUUUUGGAAGGAAAUGCAGCUUUGACUUCUUUGGCUUUUUUCCCAAGCACUUUAACUUCACAAAUGAUCUUAAUCUCCCCCCCUCCCCCAGUAGACCUCUU
Microcebus murinus (gray mouse lemur) is the source of this 3496-nucleotide messenger RNA. Its product is annotated as KIAA0513 ortholog. The record is from RefSeq and is a predicted model, not a curated record. Lineage: Eukaryota; Metazoa; Chordata; Mammalia; Primates; Cheirogaleidae.